GCCGGUCGCUGGCGCCGGCAUGCUCUGCGCGACGUCGAGCGGGAGCGCCACCGAGGCCGCAUCUUCAACGAGCUACUGAUGGCCGCCUUCCGCGAAUACGACAGCGAUGCGGACGGCUUCCUGACGCCGCCUGAGGUUUUGACCUUUCUCCAGGGGCACGGGCUGCACUACGUCGCCGACCGCGCUUUCGUGCCGGUGGACGACAACGUGCAGUUUGGUGACUUCAAGUCGCUGCUACUGGACACAUGCAUCCUCUCGCUGUAUGCGUCCGACGGCAAGAUCCAGCUGAGCAAGGAGGUGCCCCUCAUGGACAAGGUGUGCGAAGAAUUCUUCAGGGGCGCCGACCUCGACGGCAAUUUCGUCAUAUCACCCCAGGAUCGGCUAGAGCUCGAAGUGCUGUUUGGCCGCAUACACAUGGCGUCGCACGCGGGCACCUACUAUGCCGUCUACGCAAAGGAGGGGUACGGCGGAGGGAUCAGCAUGGACGGCUUCAAGCACAUGCUGCUGGGGGAGGCGCCGGAGGCGUCGUACCACGACGAGGUGCUCACCGCGGCAGAGUACCAGCACGAGUCCUUCAACUCCUACCGCCAUUGACGACGAGAGAGUCGAGGCGACAUUUGUCUGCACGGUGGAGCUCGCGAACGUGUACACCGGUGUGGGGGUAGCGGUGACACUGGAAGUCUUGAUGCGACCUGCUGUGCCUGUGAUAUUAGUAGCUAUUUGAGACUUGAGAUUACUGAUUUAGAGCCCCGAGCCCCGCCGAGCCGCCGGGCCGAGCGCGAGCCCGAGGACCCUACGAGAGUCCCGUAGUGCUACGAGCUACGACGCAGAGUGUGUAGAGAGUUUUGUAGAGCGAGGGAGAGAUAGUGCUCAUAGUCGGAGGCCACAUU
Molecule: messenger RNA, 890 nt
Organism: Emiliania huxleyi CCMP1516
Lineage: Eukaryota; Haptophyta; Isochrysidales; Noelaerhabdaceae
Exons: 6
Coding region: 79-594 (171 amino acids)
Molecular function (GO): calcium ion binding
Source: RefSeq, a predicted model, not a curated record